AUUACAUCUAGAAAAAUAACACCAAGGUUAUUAGGCCGGGUCUCCACUUAAGGCCUGGCGGGAAGCUACUUGAGAGUUACAAACGUCCGCUAAUGAAAAGGAGCCUCAAAGUAGAAAAAGCGCACCUGUGUUGUUACCAUGGUUACUGGAAAGCCAAUGGAAUGAGCCGUAUUUUCGUUUCAGCCGAAAAGCCCCGCCCCACGACCCGAAGGCCAAUGGUGUGCACUGUCUCCACAGGAAGAGCAGCCCCUGAGCCAAUGGUGCGCGUCGUUUCUAUGGUUCCCGCCGGAAGGACGCCUCGGCGUCUCUGCGACGAGCGCGGUUGCUAUGACGCCGGGGCCUGGGCAGGCACCUGCCGCCGGCCGUGCGGUGGAGUGGAGCGAGCCGGGACCGUCACGGCACUUUCCGAAAGACAGUCUCUGGCCUGGUUCCUGAGGGUCCCGCGGUUCCCGCCUCAGCCCCGAGGAGGAAAGAGCCUUUUCUGCGUUCCUUUUCAGCGUCCCAGGUCUUUCCCGCCUGUCUCACCAGUGUGGCCUGGAACCGGAGGAGAGCCUCUCCUGGCUCUGCCUUUGUAGUGGCGGCCUGGAGUGAUUCUGCCUGCAGAACGAUUCGCCCGUCCCCUGGGAGCCAACCGCCCCAGGCCUUUAGAAUUAGGCUGUCUGUCUUAUGUAGACAGAGCUUGCAACCCCGGCACCCUUAGUUGGGUGGGCGCUCCUUUUCUCAGUGCCCAGGCGAAGACGCAGCCCUGCACAGACCGCUGCGCCUGACCCGCCUGGCCGGUGCCGAGGCCUCCGAGCCACGGCUUCCCCUGGUAGGCUUGUGAACAAAGAACUGCUGUUUUCUGCUUUUUCGCCGUAUGUUCGUCAUGCGGGACCUUAAAUGCCGUUGAAGCUCUGGAGAGGCCUUUUGUAUCUUCAGCAUCGACGUCAUCAAGUCAGUUACCUUCUGCCUUUCGAGCUACAAUCUCAUCCGCUUCUCUCAUCGCCUUGAGCACCAGUUUUCUCACCCUGCUCAUUCCACAGCCAUCACAGCCAUUUUCACCUUUUCUUGUCCACGCUGUACGUCACCGAAUGUCCAUUCGUCUCCACCACCUCUGCCAUCUAUAGACCGCCCCCCUCUGCUUUCCUGCUACAAUGCUUUGGGUGGCUUCCACCCCAUGGUGUCCAGGAUGGCUGCUCAGGCUUCAACUAUCUUGUGUGUAUUCCAGCUGGUAGAAUGGAGGAAGGAGUGAGGAAGAGUGACCCCAUUCCUUUCAGAGCACUUCCUAAAGAUAGAGCUGGAGCUUAGCAAAGAUGGAUUAUUAUUUAAUCCUAACAACCGCAUGAGAACAGUGAAGACGGCUGAGCACUGCUACCAGAAAUUUAGAAGAGUUUACAGUGAAGCACGUGGAAGAAAUGAAAGACGUGGAAAAGUAUGCAAACCAUGUCCAUAACUUAAUAGAGGAAAGAGAAGCAUUUUCUCACGGCGGUGAAAAGGAAAACAAACAGUUUAGACAUGUGGUUAAAGAGCUCCAACCCAAACAGGAAGUGCAAAUAAAAGAGGUUGAAGAAAUGUUGUAUCAAGAGGGCUUGUCUGAAAUAGCUCUGAGCAGCCCCAAUGAACAGAUUGCAUACUUAUUGGUAGAAAGAACACUCUUGAGGAAACUGGAAACUGGGGGCCCCAAGCCAGAAUCACAAAGACAUAUGACCAGUGACCUACAGAAAGAACUUGCCCAGGAAAAAUUUGAACAAAUCCAGCAGCCUCUGAAAAGAGAACAUGAGAAAUAUCAGGAACCUGUGCAGCAGUCUGAAAAAAAUCUGAGUGAGUCGCGUAAUGAAGACCUGGAAAAAGAUAAAACUUCACAAAACUGCGUGGAGAGAAAUGCCGAACAAGUAGCGGAGAGGUUAGGGAUGGCCCAGGAAGAGAUCCGAAGGCUUACCGGUGAACUUCAAGGGAAGGAGAAGGAACAAAGGAAAUUAGAUUCUGCGCUUGAGAAGGCUCAGCUAGAAAUUGAGAAACUGAAAGAAAAUGAUUCAGUUGACUUACAGAAAGCAAGGGAACAUAAUCUGAGACUGGAUGAGGAAAUUCUGGCUUUAAGAAAUCGGGUUCGAUCACUUGACUCAGAAAAAAAAAUGCUUGGAGAAGUGGUUGAAAGACUUAGAGGAGAGAUUCAUGAAUCUCAAGAGAAUAAGCAACGUGGAAACCACUCCCCUGGGAAAACUGUGGGUGCUGAACAGAGAGAACAGUAUCCGUCACCUGGAGAAACACUGAAACACCAGCAGGGAGAGGACGUGCAACAGCUCCUUCAGAAUUUGCGCCGGCUCCAGGUUCUGUGCAACUCGGCCGAGAAAGAGCUCCGGUAUGAGCGAGGAAAGAACCUGGACUUGAAACAGCAUAACAGUUUACUUCAGGAAGAAAGCAUUAAGAUCAAAAUUGAACUAAAGCAGGCCCAGCAGAAGUUAUUAGAUAGCACAAAGAUGUGCUCUUCACUCACAGCAGAAUGGAAGCACUGUCAGCAGAAAAUCAGGGAACUGGAGCUGGAGGGACUUAAACAGGCUCAGAGCAUUAAAUCACAGAACAACCUGCAGGAAAAGCUGGCUCAGGAGAAAUCAAAAGUUGCUGAUGCAGAGGCAAAGAUUUUGGAUCUGCAGCAGAAAUUAGAACAUGCUCAAAAAGUCUGUCUCUCCGACACUUGUAUUUUGGGGAAGAAGCAACUAGAGGAAAGGAUAAAAGAAGUGCUGGAAAAUGAAGCUAAAACAAAGCAACAGUAUCAGAAAGAACAGCACAAGAGGAAACUCCUGUAUCAGAAUGAAAAAGAGCUACAAAAGCAAGUGAGAAUCUUACAAGAUAAAGGGAAUCAACUGGAAAUAACCAGUUCUCAGCAACAAUCCAGAAUUCAGCAGCAGGAGGCCCAACUUAAACAACUGGAAGAUGAAAAAAGAAAAUCGGAAGAGCUUCUCAAGAGCAACCGAGAAUUAUCAGAAAAGGCAUCUGCAUUGCAGCAAGAGAAGAAAGAGCUGUAUGAAGAGUACACGCAGUGUUUGAAGCAGCUUGAUGUCCACGUGAGAAACUAUAACAAGAAACGUCACCGUCACAAAGACAAGCUUCGCAGAGUCAAGGACCAUUUAUUUCAUGAAGUAGAACUACGAGAUGGUCGAAUUGAACAACUGGAAAAUGAAGCCAGAUGUCUGCGUCAGCGAGUGGAAAAGGUUAGCAGAAAGCAGAAGGCAUUCCAGGACGAAGUCACUGCUCAAAAUGACAUACUGCUCCUAGAGAAAAGGAAACUUCUGGAACAAGUCACGGAGCAAGAAGAAUUAAUCCAUGACAAUAAAUGGGUACUAUCUUCCGUCCAGAAGAGAGUACUUCUUCUGGAUAAAGAAAAUAAGCAAUUGCAGGAAACCACUCUGCGGCUUACGCAGCAGGUUGGCCUCUUAGAGCAUAUCAUAAAGAACAUCCAGAAUCACAGAGGAGAGGAGACAAUUUUUGAGAUUCCUGAAUUUGAAUUAUUGAAUAAAAUCUUGCCCUUACCAAACUCCAGUUUUUCAGGCACAAGUUUAGUAGAGCUGGUUGGAAGUCUUCAAGAGAUUAAAGAACAUACAUCAGAAGCAGCAGUGGCAAACCCCAAGUCCCCCAAGUCUCUUUCGUGUUCACAGAAUUCUGAAGCUGGAUACAUAAACGUGGCUUCUCUGAAAGAGACACGUUGCAUCCAAGAACAAGACCAGAAGUCAGAAUUGUAAAAUCACUGGUGGCUAAAACCUGCUAACUUAAAGCUUGGGCGUGAGGGUGGAACAUGACGUGGAGAAGAGUUACCACGGAUCCCCACUAGACGUCAACCAGGACUCCUCAGAAUUUCUGAUAAAUUCAUUAAACUGGUUGUAAAAAUGGAUUUCUCUCUCUCUCUCUCUUUUUUUUAAAGAGUUUAUUUAUUUGACAGAGAGAGAGACAGCCAGCAAGAGAGGGAACGCAAGCAGGGGGAGUGGGAGAGGAAGA
Molecule: messenger RNA, 3969 nt
Organism: Ailuropoda melanoleuca (giant panda)
Lineage: Eukaryota; Metazoa; Chordata; Mammalia; Carnivora; Ursidae
Gene: CCDC30
Product: coiled-coil domain containing 30
Exons: 21
Coding region: 1395-3716 (773 amino acids)
Source: RefSeq, a predicted model, not a curated record